AUGAGCAGCAUCAAACUGUCGCUGGCCAUAGUUGGGGCGGCGUUGGGAGUCAGUGCAGCCGGAGAGGCUCCAUGGGGAUCCAAGACUUCGCCCGGAACAAGCAGGCGGAGCUACAGCCUUGCCAUGUCAGGACCGUAUGAUUUCACCACGAAAGCAAGGAACACCCUGCGAGAGCAGUAUGUUGAGGAGCAGCAAAGGAUCUUUCCUAGGAUUGAGGAUAUCCCGGUCCUUUCAGACAUUCACGGAUACUACCAGAACUGGAGGCGAGACCAAGAGAGAGAAAAGAUGGCAAAAGAGGGGCGGGUGAACAUGGAUGCUUUUCCUGACAAAGGUUGUUCGUGUGUGGGGCGGACGGCAUUGUGCGGGGUCAAGAUCAACGUCGACAAGGGCGGGUUCAAGUACAACGAGAAGGUUGGUCUGAGCUUCCGGCUCAACUCCGACGAGACCGUCUCUGAAGCCAUCUACGUUCAAGGCGUGACCAAAUGGAAAGGAAAUCUUCCUCUGAACUCGCCGGGGAUGUGCUUUUUCCUGAGGAGCAUCCCAAAUUCCGACCAGAAGGAUGUGAUCGCCAUUGAGCCCGGGCCCGAGGAUAAGCGCAAGUUGCCGAUGGAGCUUGCACUCCGCUUCGACAACCUCAAGUCAAACCCAAAACGAUUCUCCGCAAAGCUCCGAGCUGAGUGUAAGGCCAUGGGCUCGGCUGUCACCUCUGUCAACAUCGACACGAUCAAGCUCAAGAUUUUGAGCUGA
Molecule: messenger RNA, 747 nt
Organism: Guillardia theta CCMP2712
Lineage: Eukaryota; Cryptophyceae; Pyrenomonadales; Geminigeraceae
Exons: 5
Coding region: 1-747 (248 amino acids)
Source: RefSeq, a predicted model, not a curated record